UAUACAUCAUGUAGUGUUUUUAUAUUCUAUGGUCAUUUUAGGCGCCACAGAACACGCUACGAGCAAUGGUUAUAUGAGCGGUGUUCCUACUCCCACUUUUUUGCGUGCAAGCACGCAAAUUUUGGAGCCAGAAAAUUCAUUAGCGUGCAUAACGUGUUUCUAGCGUGAGCUUAGUUCGAUACACUUUUUGUGUGAAUAUUCACAGCGACUUUUUAAAUUAAGACCGCUGAUACCGAUCUAUCAUCAUGACGAUCGGUAAAAAUAAUAAGAUGCUUCAGCACAUCAAUUACAGAGUCCGGAUAAUUCUUCAAGAUUCCCGGACAUUUAUAGGCACGUUUAAGGCCUUUGAUAAGCAUAUGAACCUUAUUCUGGGUGAUUGCGAAGAGUUUCGUAAAAUCAAGCCAAAGAAUACAAAGCAACCUGAACGGGAACAGAAACGUUCACUUGGUUUUGUGUUAUUGAGAGGAGAAAAUAUUGUCUCACUAACUGUGGAAGGACCACCACCUCCUGAAGAAGGCUUGCCACGUGUUCCAAUUCCUGGAGCUGCUCCAGGACCAGGCAUGGGAAGAGCAGCAGGUCGAGGAAUGCCCGCAAAUGUUGCAGGAGUCCCUGCAGGACUACAAGGACCUGUGCGUGGUGUUGGAGGACCUUCUCAACAAAUAAUGACUCCAGGAGGAAGAGGACAAGUAUCUGCACCUCCACAAAUGCAUCCUGGUGGACCUCCACGAAUGCCUGUUGGUGGUCCACCUCCAGGAAUGAUGGGACCACCUCCUGGAAUGAUGGGUAUGCCUCCAGGAAUGCCUCCCAUGGGACGGGGAGGACCUCCUAUGGGACCUCCAGGAAUGCGUGGACCACCACCUGGUAUGAUGCGCGGUGGUCCUCCUCCGCCACGACCUUUCUAAUUACUCAAUAAGCCUUUAAUUUAGAUGAAAAAAAGAAAAACGUGUCAUGCUACUCGUGAAUAAAGUACCAAUAAAAUUAAAUUCAAAUAAAUUACUAUUUCAAGAGCAA
Molecule: messenger RNA, 1011 nt
Organism: Cephus cinctus (wheat stem sawfly)
Lineage: Eukaryota; Metazoa; Arthropoda; Insecta; Hymenoptera; Cephidae
Gene: SmB
Product: small nuclear ribonucleoprotein-associated protein B
Exons: 3
Coding region: 246-902 (218 amino acids)
Biological process (GO): mRNA splicing, via spliceosome
Cellular component (GO): U2 snRNP; U4 snRNP; U4/U6 x U5 tri-snRNP complex
Molecular function (GO): RNA binding
Source: RefSeq, a predicted model, not a curated record